Phycomyces blakesleeanus NRRL 1555(-) is the source of this 324-nucleotide messenger RNA. RefSeq lists its product as hypothetical. Gene Ontology annotation, biological process: protein insertion into mitochondrial outer membrane; mitochondrial outer membrane translocase complex assembly. Lineage: Eukaryota; Fungi; Mucoromycota; Mucoromycetes; Mucorales; Phycomycetaceae. The record is from RefSeq and is a predicted model, not a curated record. The coding region runs from base 1 to 324 and encodes 107 amino acids. Gene Ontology annotation, cellular component: mitochondrial outer membrane. The transcript has a single exon.
AUGGCAUCCAACGACAAAGUCUCACUUACAAAACAAUCUGAUGGAAUAAUCAUAACGCAAUCGUGGUAUCGUAACCCGACCUUUGUCUGGAUGCUAAAAUCUACCGCCAUCAAUUUUAUACUUCCCUUCUUCAACGGUGUCAUGCUCGGUCUGGGUGAAAUUUUGGCAAACGAGUUGGUGUUUAAGUUUGGCUGGUUUGGAGCCUCUCGCCUCUCACCCGUUUCACUUGGUAUCCGUACUGGUGUUUCGCCAACUGCCACCGCAGAGUACAAAAAAGCACUACAAACUGAGGUUAAGAGAUUGGACAAGCAGAACGAGCGGUAG